Molecule: messenger RNA, 1272 nt
Organism: Brugia malayi
Lineage: Eukaryota; Metazoa; Nematoda; Chromadorea; Rhabditida; Onchocercidae
Gene: Bma-gkow-1
Exons: 8
Coding region: 1-1272 (423 amino acids)
Biological process (GO): mRNA splicing, via spliceosome
Cellular component (GO): spliceosomal complex
Molecular function (GO): nucleic acid binding
Source: RefSeq, a predicted model, not a curated record
AUGUUAUGUAAAAAAUCACCAGACGUGAGAUUCACGAUAUCAACUCUUAAAAGGAAUGUAGCAUCGGUAUCGAACAAUAAUGUUCUGCGAACUGAAAAUUUUGGAAAUGACGAUGAUGCAGAAGAUGGAAUAAAUGAAAGUAAACGUCAGCGGCUUACAUUUGUUAAAAAUGGACAAAUGAUUGAAUCAGGAGGAACACAUAAGUCAGAAAGUAGUUUAGUUAUACCAAUGGCAAUGCAGAAAGAUUGGAGACUUGAGCGCCUGUUACAGAUGAAAAGUGAGGGUAAAUUAAAGGAGGAAGAGCUAGCGAAGCUGGAACUACUUGUUGAGUCUGCUUCGUUAUUAACUCAGAAGAAUGGAAAUAAAGUUGAUGGUGAAGUUAGUGAUGUGGGUGCUGAUUAUGAUUCAGUACCAAUAGAUGUAUUUGGUCUUGCAAUACUGAGAGGUUGCGGUUGGCGAGAAGGUGAAGGAAUUGGUAAAACAAACAAGAAGGUAGUGCCUUUACGAAUUUCAACCAGGAGGCCGAAAGGACUUGGAUUAGGUGCUGCCAUCAUGUCAAAACCCAUUAAUAGUUUGAAUUCAGAUGCAGGAAAAUUGGACUGCUUGAAGAAAGCAUCACUUGUGAAAAUUACUGGGGGAAUAUAUAGGGAUUUAUAUGGAAAAAUUGAGAGUUUCGAUGAAGAUAACGCAAGCGUUAUUGUUCGGCUUGCUCUGUGUGGAAAAAACGUUCGUGUUAGUCACUAUGCUGUUAUUUUGGUCACUGAUGAAGAGUAUGAACGAAAAGCUUCUCAUGACAAUGGCAAGCAUUCAAAUGGUAAAAUCGGAAUGGUGGAUAAUGAAGUGAAAAUAUCGCAGGAAAGGGAUUACAAGAAACAGAAAUCAGAAAUUGUUAUCAAACCAAAUAUAAAAGAUAUGUGGGCACGACCAGAACUCAAAGUGCGGUUCAUCGAUAAGAGGUUCAAGAAUGGAAAGCUCUAUAAUGAAAAGGUCCGAAUUCUCGAUGCAGCCAACCGUGAGAACUGCACUGUGGAGGACUCUUCUGGAAAUAAAUAUUUCCAAAUCAGUGAACAUUGGCUGGAAACAGUUAUACCAAAAGCAAUAGGCACAAAGUUGAUGAUUGUGAAUGGCCAAUUUCGUGGGAAUAUCGCAGUGUUGGAAGCAAGAGAUAAGAAAAGGCAUAUGGUUAUUGCUAGAUUGAUAACUACUGAUGAAAUUAUUACUACCUCUUUUGAUGAUGCCUGUGAAUAUCUUGGUUCUUUUGAUGAAUUUUAG